AUCUGGCACCAACACAUAUCAGCUGGCAGCCAUCAGUAAAUGCAGGCACACACCAUACUGACAGAUAUGCCAACACUGAGCUGACUGUGAGGCGAGGACAAGCCUUCACUAUUACCUUGUACUUCAACAGACCAAAGCAGUCUGGGGAAAGCCUAGCAUUUGUCACUGAAAUAGGACCAGCCCCCUCAGAGUCUCAUCGUACAAGGGCCAUAUUUAACCUCUCUGAGGUGGGGGCAAGUGGCUGGAGUGCUGUGCAAGGACCCAGCGAGUCUGGCUAUACGAACUUCACAAUAUCCAGCCCAGCCAAUGCUGUCAUUGGACGAUACAACCUCAGCCUCCAAGUAACCUCAGGGAACAAGAUCUCCUGCCGAUUCCUGGGACAGUUUGUGUUACUCUUCAAUCCUUGGUGCCCAGGUGAUGAUGUCUACAUGGCUAAUGAAAAUGAGAGACAAGAAUAUGUUCUAAACGAAAAUGGAAUAAUCUUUGUGGGCAAUGCAAAGUACAUUGAAGCGAGAGGAUGGUACUAUGGACAGUUUCAAGAUCACCUUCUAAACAUCUGUCUCACCAUGCUUGAUCUGAGCCUGUACUAUCGUCAGGACCCAGCCAUGGACGUAUCCCGGAGGGGAGACCCUAAAUACGUGGGCCGUGUCAUCAGUUCUAUGAUCAAUGGAAAUGAUAAUGAUAAUGGAGUUCUCCUGGGAAAGUGGCAAGGAAGUUUCCAUUCACAUGAGAAUCCAUCUAGAUGGGAUGGUAGUGUGGUAAUCCUCCAGAAAUGGCGUCAGGACAACUACAAGCCUGUUCAGUAUGGCCAGUGCUGGGUUUUUGCAGGCGUGAUGUGUACAGUUCUGAGGUGCUUGGGGAUUCCAACUCGUUUGGUUUCAAAUUUUAACUCUGCCCAUGAUGUGGAUAGAAACCUGAGUAUUGAUAAGUACUAUGACAGCUCUGGAAAGAGUCUUAAUAUCGGCAAGGAUUCCACAUGGGAUUAUCAUGUCUGGAACGAAAGCUGGUUCAUUCGCCCAGACCUGGGUUCAUCAUACAAUGGAUGGCAGGUUUUAGAUGCAACUCCACAAGAACAAAGCAAAGGAUUAUUUCAGUGUGGCCCUGCAUCUGUCAUAGCCAUCAAAGAAGGCGAUGUAGACUUGGAUUACGACACCUUAUUUGUGUAUACAGAGGUGAAUGCCGAUUGCAACAGAUGGAUUGUAUACAAUGACGGAACUAAGAAAAGAGUUUAUUGUGAUACUGAAAUAAUCGGCAGGUUUAUCAGCACCAAAGCUGUGGGCAGCAAUUCCCGUGUGGAUGUCACUUAUAAUUACAAGUAUCCAGAAG
This is a messenger RNA of Pterocles gutturalis (yellow-throated sandgrouse), 1326 nucleotides long. RefSeq names its product protein-glutamine gamma-glutamyltransferase E-like. The transcript is spliced from 8 exons. Gene Ontology annotation, biological process: peptide cross-linking. The record is from RefSeq and is a predicted model, not a curated record. Lineage: Eukaryota; Metazoa; Chordata; Aves; Pterocliformes; Pteroclidae. Gene Ontology annotation, molecular function: protein-glutamine gamma-glutamyltransferase activity. The annotation marks the transcript as partial.